CCGUUAUCAUGAUAAGGAGAUAACAGCGAAUCAACACCAAUAUAUCUACCAGUCAUUUUCUUAGAAGCUAGUAUAUGGAGUCAUAUUUAAAAAACGACACGCCUUUUUUCUAUUAAAGAUAGAACGAUAAGUUUGUUGCGUUCGAAAGAUAAAAAUGUCGAAUGUUUAAUUUCGUACUGUUAGUGUAGUUGCAUCACUCGUGUCGUGCGCUGUGGCCGCAGUACACAGCGUACACAAACAUUCCCUUGCGGAACGGCCGCUCUUUGUUUUGAAUCAAGUUUCAAACAAGAUUUCUGACAUGUGAACACACAAAACCACAAUGGGACUCUCAACGAACUGCUGGAAAUAUCUCGUGUUAACCUUCAAUGUAUUAUUCGCAAUGUCAGCAGUGGUCCUGUUCGGCGCGAGCGGAUAUCUUCUGUAUAGACUGUUCUUAUACCGGCAUUUCAUCGGAGUAAAUGUGGAGUACCCAGCAAUACUCCUUCUGAUGAUGGCCAUCAUCACAUGUUCCAUAGCAUGGAUUGGUUGGAGGACAGCGAAAUCUAUGCAUCAAAUUCAUGUUAUUAUUACUGGUAUCCUGAUAAUUCUCGUGGUUGUGAUCGAGUUCUCCUGCUUCGUGUGGGCGAUGGUGGUGUGGGAUAACGUCGAGAUUGACAUCAAGUCCACUAUAAUGCACUACUUCGAGCAGUCGCUGGCGAAUACUGAUGCCACUGCUGUGGAUACCAUACGAUGGGAUAGACUGCAAGUUAAGUUCGAAUGCUGUGGCGUGACAGGUCCCAGUGACUACACAUCCAAAGGCCAGGUUCCUUUCUCCUGCUGCGGCCAGGGACCUCUGGACUCCAUGCACAAACCUUACGCCGCUGACUGCGCGAUGCUGUACCAAAGAGGAUGCGGGAAACCGCUCCAUGACUACGCGAGGGAGCAGUUAUUGAUGGUGGCUAUGACGGCCCUGGUAGCAUCUAUAAUGCAGGUAAGUUGAGAAAGAGAUACAGUCAGAUUUAA
Messenger RNA from Trichoplusia ni (cabbage looper), 1002 nucleotides. Its product is annotated as 23 kDa integral membrane protein-like. The record is from RefSeq and is a predicted model, not a curated record. Bases 320 to 979 code for a protein of 219 amino acids. Gene Ontology annotation, cellular component: membrane. The transcript is spliced from 4 exons. NCBI's taxonomy places the organism in Eukaryota, Metazoa, Arthropoda, Insecta, Lepidoptera, Noctuidae.